UUCUUCUAAUUGCCACGUAAUUUCACCAUUCCAUUCUAUUCCCUUCAUCAAAUCAAAUUCCCCUUUUUAUCUCUCUCCUCCUUCUUCUUCCAACACAAUUCAAUUCUGUUUCUUCUUCAACAAUUAUGUUUUGUCCUCCUUAAAUCUUCAAUUUUUUACACAAAUUCACGUUAUUCGUUUCAUUUUUAACAAUUGUCCUGUUUCAGACAUUCAGACCAAUUUUUAAUUUUUCUUCAAAGCUUGUGUUUUUCUGAAUUAUCGUUGUUUUUAAGCAUCUGGGUCGGUGAGGGAUUGCCGGAGAAUCAUGCCACCGGCUCUAUUGGAUCCGCCAUUGUCAGAAACAUCGUUGGUGCCUUAUUUAAUCUCCGGCACCAUUUCUCAGGAACCGGUACCGGAGAGUCGGUUAUUUGAGGAUCUUAGAGGUUUACGGUGGCGUAUAAAUCUUGGGGUUUUGCCACCUUGUUCUUCUUUAACUUCCAUUGAUGAUCUUCGUCGUGCCACCGCUAAUUCUCGAAGGAGGUAUGCUAGUUUAAGAGGGCAGCUCUUGGUUGAUCCCCACAUUACAAAGGAUGGAAGUAGUUCACCACCCAAUCUUGUCAUGGACAAUCCACUUUCACAAAAUCCAAACAGUACAUGGGGUCGCUUUUUUCAAAAUGCGGAGCUCGAGAGGAUGGUGGAUCAGGAUUUAUCACGUUUAUACCCAGAACAUGGUUUCUAUUUCCAGACAAAAGGGUGUCAAGGCAUAUUAAGGCGUAUUUUAUUAUUAUGGUGUCUUAAACACCCUGAGUGUGGUUAUAGACAAGGAAUGCACGAGUUACUUGCUCCUUUGUUUUAUGUUCUCCAAGAUGAUGUAGAGCACCAUUCGGAAGUUCGAAAACUUCAUGAAGAUCACUUCACAGACAGAUUUGAUGGUCUCUUCUGUCAAGAGAAUGAUAUUUCUUACAGCUUUGAUUUUAUAAAAUCUCCAGACUUGUUAAAUGAUGAAAUUGACUCCCAUGGAGAAGGAGUGAAAAUCAAGAGUCUUGAUGAGCUUGAUCCUAAGAUACAGACGAUUGUAUUGCUAAGUGAUGCUUAUGGGGCUGAAGGUGAAUUGGGCAUUGUUUUAUCUGAGAAAUUCAUCGAGCAUGAUGCUUACUGUAUGUUUGAAGCUUUAAUGAAUGGGGCUCGCGGAUCAGUUGCAAUGGCCGACUUUUUCUCUUAUUCUCCUGUUGCCGGGUCCCAUACUGGUUUGCCACCUGUAAUUGAAGCUUCUGCUGCACUGUAUCAUUUGUUGUCUCAUGUGGAUUCAUCUUUAUAUAGCCAUCUUGUUGAGCUUGGGGUUGAACCACAGUACUUUGCUCUCCGCUGGUUAAGAGUUUUAUUUGGACGGGAAUUUUCACUUGACAACCUCUUGAUCAUCUGGGAUGAAAUCUUUUUAUCAGAUAAUAGUGAAAUGGAAAAGCACGUGGAGGACAAUGCAGACACUGGUUUUAGGCUCUUUCAUUCAUCUCGUGGACGAUUUAUCUCAGCUAUUGCUGUGGCAAUGUUACUUCAUAUAAGAUCUUCACUACUUGCGACUGAAAAUCCUACAACCUGUCUCCAGAGAUUAUUAAGCUUUCCUGAGGACACAGACAUUAAAAAACUAAUAGAGAAAGCUAAAUCCUUGCAGACUCUUGCAUUAAGUUCUGAAAUUUCAUCCUCGACACCUAUGCUUAUAGAGUAUAACAAGGGUAAAUCAGUUGUUGCAAGAUCUAUUAGCAUUCCAUGUGAAUCAGGUUCACCAAAAACUCCUAACAGUUUGUUACCUGAUAAUAGCUACUGGGAAGAAAAGUGGAGAGUUGUUCACAGUGCUGAAGAACUUAAACAAGAUGGAGUAGAAAAGCAGGUUCCAUCUCAGAAAAAGAGAUGGACAGAAAAGGUAAAGUUAAGUUUGAAAAGAACAGAAUCCGAACCAUCUUCCUCAACGAUUAAAAGUGGUAAAAAGGAAUCUAAGGCGUCUGUUAACCGCAGUUUGUUAGAAGAUCUUUCCAAGAAACUCGGGUCAGAAGGAGAUACGGAAAAACUCGGCUGUCAUGAAGUGGGGCAACAAGAUGAUGGUUCUGACGACAGCAACAAUUACGAUGCUGAUGAUAGAUGUCUAAGUAAAAACAUCAGCAGUGAGAACUCAUUUAACUCAGCUAGUCCUCCUAAUGAGUUCAAAGAUCUUGAAAAUGAAAAUAUCUCACAGAAAAGUAGUGUUGGGUCCAAUUUAUCUGUUGAUGAAAUUAAUGAAAUUUCACAUAGUAGUCCCAUUGAUUCGCCUCUCCCAAUCUCUGAUCAUCCUGAGAAUAACCUAUCUCCUGCGCCAGGGCGCAAUAAUGAUUCCACAGGAAAUUUGGCAACAAUUUCUAGGGAUAUAAAACUGAAUAAAUUCCAGUGGCUUUGGAAGUUUGGCCGUAAUAAGGGCGAGUUAUUGUCUGAGAAAAGAGGUCGUGCUUCUGAGCCUGUAAAACCGACCAACAAUUUUAACAAUAAUCAAAGUAACACAGCACCCUCUUCUACAGCUGGUGAGCAUUGCAGUUCUGUUAAUUUUAAAGGCGAUUCUGCAGACCAGAAUGUGAUGGGAACUUUGAGGAAUAUUGGGCAGUCCAUGCUUGAGCACAUUCAGGUGAUUGAGUCUGCUUUCCAACACGAGCGUGGCCAGGGAGCUUCAUUGGAUAAUAAUAUGUCUAAAAAUGUUCUGGUUGGCAAAGGGCAGGUUACUGCCAUGUCAGCUCUCACGGAGCUCCGCAAAAUUAGCAACCUUUUGUCUGAGAUGUGAGACGAACCUUACGUUGGUUGACCUGUGUAUAUAUUAUGUAUAUUUUUUUUGUAAUUUGUAAUUACGAUUCUUUAGCAGUGAUAAUGAUACAAGUGUCGUCUGCUUUACUUCUGCAGUUCAUUAAUUUCAAGUUUUGCAGAUGUUUAUAGAGGGAUGGUGAUGUAAAUACAUGUAUUCGUGUUAUUUGAAAUGAAAUAAAUAAUGAUGAUUCAUUCCUA
Messenger RNA from Trifolium pratense (red clover), 2997 nucleotides. Its product is annotated as TBC1 domain family member 5-like. Gene Ontology annotation, molecular function: GTPase activator activity. The record is from RefSeq and is a predicted model, not a curated record. The transcript has 5 exons. NCBI's taxonomy places the organism in Eukaryota, Viridiplantae, Streptophyta, Magnoliopsida, Fabales, Fabaceae. Bases 305 to 2779 code for a protein of 824 amino acids. Gene Ontology annotation, biological process: activation of GTPase activity.